This is a messenger RNA of Darwinula stevensoni, 219 nucleotides long. NCBI's taxonomy places the organism in Eukaryota, Metazoa, Arthropoda, Ostracoda, Podocopida, Darwinulidae. The record is from the annotation of a GenBank genome assembly.
AUGGCGCCAUCGGAUGCCACUGCACACGACCCGAUUUUCAGCGAGAAACGGUUCGUGUGCGGCGGCCUCAAACCCGGGCAAAAUCGGGAGGGACAGAUUCUUCUCAUGAGUCUGGUUUCACAAGGGAAGGUGCACCUGCUGGCCGUGUCCCAGCUUGGCACCUGUAACACGGAGGCCAAGGAAGUCCUACUUUCCAACCGACUGCCGAUCAUCGUCUAA